Tetrahymena thermophila SB210 is the source of this 561-nucleotide messenger RNA. RefSeq names its product transmembrane protein, putative. The transcript has 5 exons. The record is from RefSeq and is a predicted model, not a curated record. NCBI's taxonomy places the organism in Eukaryota, Ciliophora, Oligohymenophorea, Hymenostomatida, Tetrahymenidae.
AUGAACAGGAUAAGACAAUUAUUUCAAAACCCUAAAUAUGUUUAUAACAUAGCCAUAGGCUCUGGCGUAGGCAUUUGCCUUCUUGCCAUUAAAUAGGCUGCUUUCUUUUUUAAUAAAGUUUAAGAUGAUGAAAUGAAUCCAUAUUUAGAAAAAGGAGAUAUCGUAAUUUCAUUCAAGGGAAUAGAUCAUGGUGCAAUCAAAAAUAAAAUAGCUCUUAUUUAUGAGCCCAUAAAAAAGAGCUAUAUCUUUAGGAGAGUUAAAGGAAUCCCAAAUGAUUUUGUUUAAGAUUAUGGAUCAAGGAUAAAUAUUUUUAUUCCCUAAGGAACAAUGUAUGUUGAAAGCGAAUAGCAAACAAAAUUAAAGGAUAAUGCUAAUUUAAGUGAAAUUAUAGGAAGCGAAACUUUAUAGGAUAAAAUUAAAUAAAAUGAAAAAAAUUAAAAUUCUAACCCAUAUGAGAAUGUGUUUUACAUGAGCUUAUUAGUUGGAGUUCCACUGUUCAGAAUAUAUCCUUUAAAUAAGAUUGGAAUGAUUUAAAUUGAAUAAAACAAUAAAAAAUAUUGA